AUGACUGAGCACAACAUGCUCAAUUAGUCUACAACUGUAGGGAACACCACUGUCUAGCACAUUCCUAAUAAUUUAGAUUUCUCAGCGAUUAUGAACAACAAUAACUUGACUCAAAUUUAUGGCUUGGAUUCCAGAGGAGGAGGUGGGGCAAGAAAACCUAUCAAUAGUUCUUACUAUGUCCCUCCAACUCUUAAAAGAACCAAUUCCAAUGAUAAAAAGAGAGAUUUUCACAAGAAACUUCAAAGUAAAUUGGACACUUUAAUCAAGAAAAAAGAUUAUCAACUGCUUAUGCAAAUGACUAAAAGUAAGAUCGCUCAGAAUAUGGGUAAUUUAGGAUCUAUGCUGGGAAAAGGACUUGGAGCGAGAAGGAAAUCCACUGACAAUUCUAUGAAUCAGACCUAGAACAUACUGCUCUCUCCAAAUGCUGAUAGUCCGAAAAAUCAUCAGCAAACUAAUCCAAACUUAGGGAAAGCAGGCAUCUUCCAGCUAUUGAACCAAUCUUAGGGGAUCGUUGACGAUGCGUAACAACCUUAGAAUGAAAGAAACAAAUCACUAAAUCAUUCUUUGACCUUGUAGCCACCUCCCUCAGAUCCAAUCGAACUAAUCUCCUCAAGUGAAGAUGAAGAUGAGGAAGCGAAGGAGAUGCAGACUCUGAUAGCUGAAGGUGAAGGCAAGCUAAAGCGUAAAAACAGAGUGAUCUCAUAUGAAACUGGAACUAAAAGCAUACUAUGCAAGAGAUUCGUAAAGCUUGGCUAGUGUGCACAAGGUGAUAAAUGCGAAUAUGCGCACUACAAGAAAGAUCUACAGUUUAAUUCCCCUUAGGAAUGGGUGGAGUUAGUCAAGAAUAUAAGCCAUUAGAAUAAAAUGAGUUUGGAAACUAAAUCACAGAUGAGUUCUUUGAAGGAGAUUAAUGCGAAGUACAUUAUUGAUAAUACUGGCCAAAACAUGACUAAGACCUUAUUAGAUGCAGCUAGAAUGGAUGACUACAGAGGAGUUGAGUUUCUGAUUUAGAAUGGAGCUAACCCUUCUGCCUAGGAUUUCAAAGGAAAUGAUGCACUCUUCUACGCAGUCAUCAAUAACUGUGUAAAGACAAUCAAAUCUCUAAUCCAAUAUGGAGGUGAUAAACUUCCUGUUGACAGAGUAUACGGCAAGAAAAAGCGAAACCUAUUGACUAAUGCAGCAAUAUACUCCUAGGAUAUUAGAGUUUUGGAGUUACUGCUAGAUCAUUAGUCACAUAGAAUUAAAUUCAACGUCAAUCAGACUGAUAGAUUUUAGAGAAAUGCUGUAUUCUACUCUCUAUUUAGGAAUAAACUCAGAGCAGUGCAACUUUUUAUUUAACAAGGCUAAAGUUAAUUGGAUAUAGUAGAUUUAAGUGGAAUGUACAUGAUCGACUAUGCCCUCUAAUUCAACUUCGAAGAGAUACUGCUUGAGCUUGUGAAAGGAGGGGCUAGACUCGGCAUUAAAAAUAGCAAAGGAGUCGCUAUUAUGAUGUACGCUGCUCAGGUCGGGAAUUUAGAAUUAAUCAAAGCUCUGAUGGCUAAGAACAUACCAUUGACUAGUUUAAGUGAAGAUAGUGGUCUAAAUUGUCUGAUGGUAGCAUUAUAAGCUGGUAAGAAUGAACUUAUAUUUAGGAUUUUGGACUACGUUAUUAACAUCAAGGCUUUUAAUCAACAGUGUAGAGAUCUAGGCGAAACUCUUUUGAUGAAAGCUAUCUAGAGAAAUCAGAUAGACAUAGUAACAGUGCUACUCUAGAGACAAGGGAUAUCAAUUGGUACUCUAAAGGAUCAUUAAGGCAGGACUGAAUUGAUUCACGCAGUCGAACGAAAUUCAGUUGAGAUUGUGGCAUUGCUGAUUGAAGCUGCUCAAAGAACUAAAUAGGAUCUAGAUAUGAACAACUAUGACAAGAGAGGCAGGACUGCUAUAAUACACGCUGCCUUGAACUAAAAUCUUGAGAUACUUAAGCUCCUGCUAUUUUAAUACAAAUUUCCGCCAGCUAUAAGCAGUCCAGGGACAAAUCAUCAGGAGCAGGUGCAUGUGGUGAAGUGGAAGGACGACUUGGGCAAGGAUGUAUGUGACUAUGCUUAGACUGAGGAUAUAAAAAUAACACUGAGCUAAUACAUUGAACAGAGCAACCAGCUAUACCCAGGCUAUUUCAAUAUGAUAGCUUCGAUUCAGAAAAAGAUGCUAAUGUAAAAAUAGAAAGAGACUUUCCUAAAUAAGGUAGAGGCAGCUGCAAGUCUUACAGCCAAGAAAUCUGGUGCUCCAGAAGGUGAUGAAACUAAGCAAAGAAAGUUCUUAGAUCUUGAGGCUUUGAAAAAAGUUUAGAUGCUAGAAAAUUAAAAGCAAAAGACUAUGAAGAACAAGCUUAAAAGAAUUGAAGAAGAGAUAAAUGCUCAGAGCGAGUAGAUGAAGAACUAAUCAGAGCAGGCAGAGAAUGAAAAGAUUAUGAUACUAUAGCAAAUAUCCAAGAAGAGACUCAAGUCACUUAGAUCUAUUGCCCUCAAGUUCCCAAAAUUGUCAAAUCUAGAGCAUAAUCCUAAGUUUAAACAAGCCAUUACUCAUCUCUAUAACGAGAGUGAUCUGACUAAAUUCAAAAAUACGAGCAAGCGCAGGACAGUCAAUGAGAUCCUAGAUCAUCACAGCCCGAACAAGGUGCUUUAAAGAUACUAGUCAAAGAAGACAAUUAAUGAAUUUGAAGAGCGUCAUUUAAGCAAGAUUGGAGAGGAGGUACUGCAACUCCCUAUGCUUAAACUAGAAAAGAUCACUUCACCAGAACUAGCUGAGCCCAACCAAAGCAGCAGCUUCUCUAAUUAAAAAACACUCAAUAGCAAGAACCACAUAAACAUCAAGCAAACCCUGACUCGAAUAUUCUCAGAGGAUUAGAUUUCCAAGUUCAAGUCAUUGACUCGCUCUCUCGACAAAAACAUCAACCUUGACAUUCCGAUAUAUAAGAAGUCAGCAAUUGAUACAGCAUCCUCAAGGAAUUCAGAAGCCUAUACUGCCAGCAUAUUUAAUCUCAAAGAUAAGGUUCAAAGCAAGGACUUUUUGCCAAAUAUCAGAAAUUCUAUUCAGAAGGGAUCAUCCAAGGUAGCAGUCUCAUAAAGUGAUUUGAAAGAGGUCAAGAAUCGAGACGAGGCUAAGAAAUCUAAAAUGCAAAGGAUGAUUAAGUUGGCAAAGCUGGAUGACAGUGAUCUAGAAGAAGAGUUCCAAGAAGAGGAGGAGGAGCUAAAGUUUCUAGCUAAGGGGGUGAAAGGUGAUUUUGUAAGAUAGAAGAUCAAUGCUAACUUUUAAUGA
Messenger RNA from Stylonychia lemnae, 3294 nucleotides. The record is from the annotation of a GenBank genome assembly. Lineage: Eukaryota; Ciliophora; Spirotrichea; Sporadotrichida; Oxytrichidae.